This is a messenger RNA of Sarcophilus harrisii (Tasmanian devil), 1340 nucleotides long. RefSeq names its product cell cycle control protein 50C-like. Bases 90 to 1133 code for a protein of 347 amino acids. The transcript has 7 exons. The record is from RefSeq and is a predicted model, not a curated record. Gene Ontology annotation, biological process: phospholipid translocation. Gene Ontology annotation, cellular component: plasma membrane; endoplasmic reticulum; Golgi apparatus. Lineage: Eukaryota; Metazoa; Chordata; Mammalia; Dasyuromorphia; Dasyuridae.
GGUAUUGUUAGGAAUGUUAAAAAUUAUUAGUAGUACUUUAGUAAUAUUUUACAUACCCAGAAAGCCCAUGAGCCACCUAGAGAGUCAAGAUGAUGAUGAUGAAAAGCAGGAAAAGUCGGGGUCUGCCCUCCAAAAUGCCCGACAAUACUGCAUUUAAACAGCAGCAGUUGCCAGCAUGGAGACCACACCUCACACCCCGGACAGUGCUCUCUGGCUUCUUUACCACUGGAGCAUUCUUCCUCGGCAUGGGUAUCCUCCUCAUAUUAUCUGCAAAGAGCAUCAAAGAAAUUGAGAUUACAUAUACAGACAUAUGCUCAAAUUGUUCAAAACUGAGGGAAAAUGCCUCUAAUUUCUACAAAGAAUGUAACUGCUCAAUUCAUUUCAUCAUUCCAGAGAAAAUGCCAGGCAAUGUUUACAUGUACUAUAAACUGCACAACUUCUAUCAGAAUUAUCACCAAUAUAUUAUGUCCAGAAAUAAUCGCCAGCUUUUGGGAGAAGAUAUUACGAAUGUUGAGAACUGUGCUCCAUUCCAGAGGACUUCCAAUGGUAUACCCAUUGUUCCGUGUGGUGCCAUUGCCAACAGCAUGUUUAAUGACACUAUUCUUCUGUCGUACUACCCUAACUCCUCCACAAGAAUCAACGUCCCCCUGCUCAGCAGUGAUAUUACAUGGUGGACAGAUAAGCAUGUAAAGUUUCAGAAUCCCAAGUCCAGUAACCUCUCCAGUGCAUUUGCAGGCACUGCCAAGCCUCCCUACUGGAGGAAGCCUAUCUAUCAGUUGGACCAAGAGAACCCAGAAAACAACGGCUUCCUCAACAGCGACUUCAUUGUCUGGAUGCGGGCAGCUGCCCUUCCCACUUUCAAAAAGUUAUACCGGCGUAUCCACCGGAUCCAGCAGUUUGCUGAUGGGCUCCCGGCUGGGAAUUACAGCUUUGACAUAGCCUACAACUUCCCUGUCACUGUAUUCAAAGGAGAAAAGGGAAUUGUCCUUUCUACAGUGACAUGGAGUGGAGGCAAGAACUUCUUUCUAGGUAUUGCCUAUACAGUCACAGGAGCAAUGACAUGGCUUGCUGCUUUUUCCAUGAUGGCAGUUCAUUUAAAAUUGAAAAAAAAGCAGGAAUCCCUCCAACAUUAAAACUGGCCAAAGGCAAAGCAAAAGUGAAAAGCAACAAGUGGGAGCAUAUGUUCAGACCUUCCAACACCUGGGUCAAAACCCCUGAAAAGGAUGGCAGUGACAUUGUUCUAACCAGAGUGAAUUGAAUUCAAUGACCAAGAUCUAUCCUACACACAGGGUGCCCAAUUGAAAGAGAACCAUAUGAAAUACAUAAUAAUUGUCUAUGUA